Messenger RNA from Stegastes partitus (bicolor damselfish), 1143 nucleotides. RefSeq names its product spermatogenesis associated 17 (gene spata17). The record is from RefSeq and is a predicted model, not a curated record. Bases 7 to 1143 code for a protein of 378 amino acids. Gene Ontology annotation, molecular function: protein binding. The transcript is spliced from 11 exons. Lineage: Eukaryota; Metazoa; Chordata; Actinopteri; Pomacentridae.
GUGGACAUGGCGGAGUUGCUAAAACUUCAAAGUGAAAUUAAAGAGUUUCCAAAGGAGUACUUCUACAGAAACAGCCAAGCCCAGGAGACCAGACAGGAGGAGAACCAGGCCGCCACCCGGAUUCAGAGCUGGUUCAGAGCCUGCAAGGUGCGGGCUUACCUCAGCCAUCUGCACAAGAAGGCAAUCAUUAUACAGAAGAUAUGGCGGGGCUUCACAGCAAGGGCACGUGUCAGACAAAUGGUGAAGGCGGCAUAUUUUAUCAUGAAGAUGAAUUUCUACGAGGAGAUGGCGGUCAGGAUCCAGCGGAGAUGGAGAGGAUUCUUUGUGAGGAAGUACAUCCAUAACUUCUAUGCACGCAAAAGCUAUUUGGAAGGAGUCACUAUGAAAAAUGAGUCAGUCAGGAGGGAGCUGGACGAGCUCGAGGAACUCCAGAAGAGAGAGAGAGACUGUCUAGCAAUGGUGAAGGAGCAAACAGCCAAAGUCUACCAAGCUCAUCGGCUACACCACCUCGUCAGUACAAAGCAGUGCCCAGGGGUCUUCAAUUCUCCAUUCAGGCCAGCCCCCCAUGAGAUGGAGUUACUGUUGAGGCAGGUCAAGUACCAGACUCCCACCAGGCUGGCCCCCAGGGGCAGGGCUCGUCCCCUGGGUAUUCCUAGCCCAACAGCCCCCAGUUUCCCUGGGACUCUUGGAUCCCCAUGGAUCAAAACCAGUAGAACUUGCUGCUCCAGGCCUGUGCUGCCUCCUAUUGUCAGCAAGAAACAGCAGGGUCUGUACAGAGAGCCAGGAGAAGUGUGGGAGCAGCGCGUGCAAUGUCCUGACCUAAUGUUGUGUCUGCAGACCUCUUACACACACCUGGAGGAGGCCCAGAAUCAGCUACAGCAAAAAGAGACCGGUGCACUGUCCUGCUCGAGGAGGCCGCUGCCAUCAGGAGGCACGAUUGCCAAAGAGGGAGGAACAGGAGGUAUGCUCCACCGUGGGAGCCACAGCAGCAGUUCCUUCACUCAGCCAGCCUACACCAGCAAGAGCUUCAGAAGAAAGAACAAAUAUAAGAAUAAAUGCAAGAUUGAAAUACGGCAUAAAGGUGCAGGUCUGGAGCUCAGUCAUGAAGCCACCUCAGACACCAGCUUCCACGCGCAUGCAUAG